Messenger RNA from Zootoca vivipara (common lizard), 8378 nucleotides. The record is from RefSeq and is a predicted model, not a curated record. Lineage: Eukaryota; Metazoa; Chordata; Lepidosauria; Squamata; Lacertidae.
UCUGAGGACUUAAACUGGGGAGAGAAAGUGCAUGGUUGUGUGUUUUUUUUAAAAAAAGACACAGAGGCUUACAAUCAGUUGUUUCUCCUAAAAUAAGACAUACCCAUAAAAUAAGCCAUAGCAGGAUUUCUAAGCAUUUGCGCAAUAUAAGCCAUACCCCAAAAAUAAGACAUAGUGAUAGGCGCAGUUCUGGAGGGCCCCAAGGAAGAGGCAAGGCUGGACACGUAAUAAUAAAUAAGACAUCCCCUAAAAAUAAGCCAAUGUGGGUUUUUUUUUAAGGAAUAAUAAAUAUAAGACAGUGUCUUAUUUUCGGAGAAACACGGUAAAGUCUAGGUUAAAAGGGGAACAACUGCCCUUACUUAAAAUGGCCGCCAUAGCCUCGCAUGUGACACAACGGUCACUAAAUUAUAAAGCGAAAAACCCUCACUGUGCCCCCAAGUGCGUGUUAGGAGAAAUUAUGAACAACUGCCUAAUGCUGUCAGGCGUUUAUUAAUGCAGCCGCCGGGACAGGUUUUGGUUGGGCUUGGGGUGGAAUGGCUGUUUUAGUGGCUGUUGGACAGUUGCCCCCCCCACCCUACGUCAGCCCAUGACCUAUUUGGGCUCCUCCUCCCACCCAGGGCUCCUUUCGGGAUAGUAUUUAAAGGGUUAUAGAGCUGAGGCCUAGUCCGUAAAAUGGAGCCUAGGCCUAGUCUUUAGGCUGUAAAGUAGAAGCGAGCCCUUGGCUUGGGCUAGUAUUUAAAUGUGACCCGAGGCCUCCGCCCUGCAUCUCCAUUCCUUGGCCCUGGCCUGACUCUGUGGGUUGUCUGGUAAUAGACCCCCUUCAGAUCCCCCUGAGCCUCAGAGUCCCCCUGUUUUACAGGAUAUUGUGGCGGAGGCGGGGUUUGUGGGUGUGGUGCAUUGUUGUGGCUAAUCCCUGUGAUUGGCCCCACGUGUCCCGAUCCAUGAUCUAUUCUGUCCCCCCCCCCCCGUGACCAGCGUAUCUCAUGACGUUUUGAAGGAUGGUAUUUAUUGGGGGGGGGUAUUGCUGCUAAAUUGUAAAGUAAAAACCCCUUGCCGUGCCCCCAAGUGCGUUGCUGUCGGUUAUCCCCCCCCCUCGGGCCUAGUGGGGGCCUACAUAAACAGAGGCCGUGCUGCGGCCUGUGAUAAUGGCUGCCUUGCUGAUUUCAUUUGCUUGGUUGAUGAUGAUGUCAUUUGGUUUGUGGGUGUGGCUUAUAUUUCACAGGAAGGGAGGGGGUGGAGGAGGGUAUUACGCCACUUGAGGGCGCUGUUUGAGUUGGUGGGAAAGCAGGUCUGUACCUGCGCAGCUGUGCGAUUUGAGGGAUUUUUGCCCCCAACAACGCUCUGGGAGUGGCCUGGAUCGUUGUGUCAAAAUUUCAGGACGAUCGGUCAAGCGGUUACGGAGAAAAGUGUCAAACGCAGUUUCACGAUUUUUACAUUUAUAUAUAUAGAUUGUUAUUGUUAUUUAUUUAUUGAACCCCUCCCCAAACAUAAAUACAUACUCUAUCCACCUGUGGAUUUAUAGUCAGUGGUACGUCCAGCCCAAUCUGCAUCAGUAUACCCAAACUUUUCAGGAUUACUAACAGCUGGCAACCUCCAUUUACAAUUCAUUGUGCCCUUCAAAUACCGUACCCCCCCUUUUCACACCCGCACAGUCCUGUUCAGUGGGGGCAUUUACCUUCCCACUAAGAAUUCCCACAGCAUUAGCUAAAACAGGUCUACAAGUGGUAACAAGAUACAAAAGUCUACCAAUUGCUGACCUGUAUUCUAUGUUGUCAGGCAAUGGUUUCAAAUCCUGCUGAUUCCUUAAGAAGUCAGUAGCCAUGGGCGUUGGAACUGGGUGUGCAUCUUGCAUUUGCAAAUUCUGGAUAAGGUCAUGAAUCUUUUGCCGUUGAUUUAGAAGAAAUGACCCAUCUUCUUCUCUUUCAACUUGGAUUCUGAGGUAGUUCUGGAUCUUUCCCAGUUCCUUGACCUCAACCUCUUUGCUUAGGUGUUUCACAGCCUGUACAUAGUGUCUGUCAUUUGCUGUGGCAAGAAUCAAGUCCUCAACAAACGCUAAAACGUAUGAAAAAUGGUCCAUCACUUGACUUGCUGUGCAGGCACUUGUCGGCAUGGCCUUGCUUGUACCCAAGCUGCAUCAGCAUUUUGUGCAGUUUCUGAUUCCAGGCCCUAGCAGUCUGCUUAAGUCUAUAAAGUCCCAUUUGCAGUUGGCUCACUAAAGGUCCCUCAUGUGGUUUAAUAAAACCUUAAGGUUGCUUCUGAAAUUUGACCAUGAAGAAAGGCAAUUGCAAUGUCAAUGUACCUAAUUUCCAUUUGCUUGGCGGCUGCAAUGCUCAAAGGCAUUCUUAUGCUGCUGUACCUCACAGCCAUACCUCAUAAUCUUUGCCAUAGCGUUGAGAAAAGCCUUGCGCUGCACUUAUUCUUUUGCCCCUUUCUUAAUCUUAAACAGCCACUUACUUUGUAUGGCCUUCUUACCGGGAGGUAGGUCAGUAAGGGUCCAUGUCUUAUUUUGAUGCAGUGCAUCCAUCUCUUGUGCGGCCUUCCUCCAGAGAGAGGCUUCUGCAGUUUGCAUCUCCUCCCAUGUAGAAGGUUCUUGAGGUGACGGCGACCCUGUGAAGUAGGAGAGUCAUACGGGUGGGACACCUCUGUUGGUUCUGGAUGAGCAUCUAACCUGUGGUUCCAGGACUGCAUCAGCUUCCUCAUCCUCCUCCAGUGCUGGCAUGUCUCCAUACGGAUCCUCCUCUUCAUCUCUGGUACCGCUAGGAGUCUGGUCCUCUGCCUCCUCUCCUUUUGCAUCGCCUGUGGAGGGGGCUGUGACCUUGGAAGACAGCUCUGGACGUGAAAACAAAUCGGAUUUCCUCCCCACUUCGCCCUCCAAACCAGACAAUGAAGAAGGCAGUCAGAAUUCUGUGGGGCCAUGUUCAAUGUGAAUAACGAAGAAGCCAUUUAAAUACAUGGAGUGUGGAAAGAGAAAGGAGAAACAAUUUGAAAGUAUGGAGUGUGGGAAGAGCUUCAGUCACAGUGGAACAUUUAGAAUUCAUCAACGGAGUCACAUAGGAGAGAAACCAUUUAAAUGCAUAGAUUGUGGAAAGAGCUUCAGUCAGAGUGGACACCUUAGAAACCAUCAACGGAUUCACACAGGAGAGAAACCAUAUAAAUGUAUGGAGUGUGGAAAGAGCUUCAGACAGAGUGGAGACCUGAAUUCACAUCAUCGAACUCACACAGGACAGAAACCAUUUAAAUGCAUAGAGUGUGGAAAGAGCUUCAGAAAGAGUGGACACCUUAGAAACCAUCAACAGAUUCACACAGGAGAGAAACCAUUUAAAUGCAUAGAGUGUGGAAAGAGCUUCAGUCAGAGUGGACACCUUAGAAUUCAUCAACGGACUCACACAGGAGAGAAACCAUUUAAAUGCAUGGAGUGUGGAAAGAGCUUCAGUCAGACUGGACAACUUAGAAUUCAUCAACGGACUCACACAGGAGAGAAACCAUUUAAAUGUAUGGAGUGUGGAAAGAGCUUCAGUCACAGUGGAACACUUAGAAUUCAUCAACGGAGUCACAUAGGAGAGAAACCAUUUAAAUGCAUAGAGUGUGGAAAGAGCUUCAGUGACAGUGGAAACCUUAGAAUUCAUCAACGGAGUCACAUAGGAGAGAAACUAUUUAAAUGCAUGGAGUGUGGAAAGAGCUUCAGACAGACUGGACAACUUAGAAUUCAUCAACGGACUCACACAGGAGAGAAACCAUUUAAAUGCAUGGAGUGUGGAAAGAGCUUCAGUCACAGUGGAACACUUAGAAUUCAUCAACGGAGUCACAUAGGAGAGAAACCAUUUAAAUGCAUAGAGUGUGGAAAGAGCUUCAGUGACAGUGGAAACCUUAGAAUUCAUCAACGGAGUCACACGGGGGAGAAACCAUUUAAAUGUAUGGAGUGUGGAAAGAGCUUCAGUCAGAGUGGAGGCCUUAGAAACCAUCAACGGAUUCACACAGGAGAGAAACCAUUUAAAUGCAUGGAGUGUGGAAAGAGCUUCAGUCACAGUGGAACACUUAGAAUUCAUCAACGGAGUCACAUAGGAGAGAAACCAUUUAAAUGUAUGGAGUGUGGAAAGAGCUUCAGUCAGACUGGAAAACUUAGAAUUCAUCAACGCACUCACACAGGAGAGAAACCAUUUAAAUGUAUGGAGUGUGGAAAGAACUUCAGUCAGAGUGGAGACCUGAAUUCACAUCAUCGAAAUCACACAGGAGAGAAACCAUUUAAAUGCAUAGAGUGUGGAAAGAGCUUCAGUCAGAGUGGACACCUUAGAAUUCAUCAACGGACUCACACAGGAGAGAAACCAUAUAAAUGCAUGGAGUGUGGAAAGAGCUUCAGUCAGCGUGUACACCUUAGAAUUCAUCAACGGACACACACCGGAGAGAAACCAUUUAAAUGCAUGGAGUGUGGAAAGAGCUUCAGUCACAGUGGAACACUUAGAAUUCAUCAACGGAGUCACAUAGGAGAGAAACAAUUUAAAUGUAUAGAGUGUGGAAAGAGCUUCAGUGACAGUGGAGCACUUAGAAUUCAUCAACGGAUUCACACAGGAGAGAAACCAUUUAAAUGCAUAGAGUGUGGAAAGAGCUUCAGUCAGAGUGGAGACCUUAGAAAGCAUCAACGGAUUCACACAGGAGAGAAACCAUUUAAAUGUAUGGAGUGUGGAAAGAGCUUCAGUCACAGUGGGUGCCUUAGAAUGCAUAAACGGAUUCACACAGGAGAGAAACCAUUUAAAUGCAUGGAGUGUGGAAAGAGCUUCACUAUUAGUGGACACCUUAGAACACAUCAACGGACUCAUAUGGGGGAGAAGCCAUUUAAAUGCAUGGUGUGUGGAAAGAGCUUCAGUCACAGUGGAACACUUAGAAUUCAUCAACGGAUUCACACAGGAGAGAAACCAUUUAAAUGCAUAGUGUGUGGAAAGAGUUUCAGUCGGAGUGAACACCUUAGAAACCAUCAACGGAUUCACUCAGGAGAGAAACCGUUUAAAUGCAUGGAGUGUGGAAAGAGCUUCAUUCAGAGUGGACACCUUAGAAACCAUCAACGGAUUCACACAGGAGAGAAACCAUUUAAAUGCAUGGAGUGUGGAAAGAGCUUCAGUCGGAAUGGAGACCUUAGAAACCAUCAACGGAUUCACACAGGAGAGAAACCAUUUAAAUGCAUGGAGUGUGGAAGGAGCUUCAGUCGGAGUGGACACCUUAGAAACCAUCAACAGAUUCACUCAGGAGAGAAACCAUUUAAAUGCAUGGAGUGUGGAAAGAGCUUCAGUCAGAGUGGAAACCUUAGAAAGCAUCAACAGAUUCACUCAGGAGAGAAACCAUUUAAAUGCAUGGAGCGUGGAAAGAGCUUCAGACAGAGUGGAAACCUUAGAAACCAUCAACAGACCCACACUGGGGAAAAACCAUUUAAAUGCAUGGAGUGCGGAAAGAGCUUCACUAGCUUCAGUCACAGUGGAACAUUUAGAAUUCAUCAACGGAGUCACAUAGGAGAGAAACCAUUUAAAUGCAUAGAUUGUGGAAAGAGCUUCAGUCAGAGUGGACACCUUAGAAACCAUCAACGGAUUCACACAGGAGAGAAACCAUAUAAAUGUAUGGAGUGUGGAAAGAGCUUCAGACAGAGUGGAGACCUGAAUUCACAUCAUCGAACUCACACAGGACAGAAACCAUUUAAAUGCAUAGAGUGUGGAAAGAGCUUCAGAAAGAGUGGACACCUUAGAAACCAUCAACAGAUUCACACAGGAGAGAAACCAUUUAAAUGCAUAGAGUGUGGAAAGAGCUUCAGUCAGAGUGGACACCUUAGAAUUCAUCAACGGACUCACACAGGAGAGAAACCAUUUAAAUGCAUGGAGUGUGGAAAGAGCUUCAGUCAGACUGGACAACUUAGAAUUCAUCAACGGACUCACACAGGAGAGAAACCAUUUAAAUGUAUGGAGUGUGGAAAGAGCUUCAGUCACAGUGGAACACUUAGAAUUCAUCAACGGAGUCACAUAGGAGAGAAACCAUUUAAAUGCAUAGAGUGUGGAAAGAGCUUCAGUGACAGUGGAAACCUUAGAAUUCAUCAACGGAGUCACAUAGGAGAGAAACUAUUUAAAUGCAUGGAGUGUGGAAAGAGCUUCAGUGACAGUGGAACACUUAGAAUUCAUCAACGGAGUCACAUAGGAGAGAAACCAUUUAAAUGCAUAGAGUGUGGAAAGAGCUUCAGUCACAGUGGAACACUUAGAAUUCAUCAACGGAGUCACAUAGGAGAGAAACCAUUUAAAUGCAUGGAGUGUGGAAAGAGCUUCAGUCAGACUGGAAAACUUAGAAUUCAUCAACGCACUCACACAGGAGAGAAACCAUUUAAAUGUAUGGAGUGUGGAAAGAACUUCAGUCAGAGUGGAGACCUGAAUUCACAUCAUCGAAAUCACACAGGAGAGAAACCAUUUAAAUGCAUAGAGUGUGGAAAGAGCUUCAGUCAGAGUGGACACCUUAGAAUUCAUCAACGGACUCACACAGGAGAGAAACCAUUUAAAUGCAUGGAGUGUGGAAAGAGCUUCAGUCAGAGUGGACACCUUAGAAUUCAUCAACGGACACACACAGGAGAGAAACCAUUUAAAUGCAUGGAGUGUGGAAAGAGCUUCAGUCACAGUGGAACACUUAGAAUUCAUCAACGGAGUCACAUAGGAGAGAAACAAUUUAAAUGUAUAGAGUGUGGAAAGAGCUUCACUAUUAGUGGACACCUUAAAACACAUCAACGGACUCACAUGGGGGAGAAGCCAUUUAAAUGCAUGGUGUGUGGAAAGAGCUUCAGUCACAGUGGAACACUUAGAAUUCAUCAACGGAUUCACACGGGAGAGAAACCAUUUAAAUGCAUAGUGUGUGGAAAGAGUUUCAGUCGGAGUGAACACCUUAGAAACCAUCAACGGAUUCACUCAGGAGAGAAACCGUUUAAAUGCAUGGAGUGUGGAAAGACCUUCAUUCAGAGUGGACACCUUAGAAACCAUCAACGGAUUCACACAGGAGAGAAACCAUUUAAAUGCAUGGAGUGUGGAAAGAGCUUCAGUCAGACUGGAAAACUUAGAAUUCAUCAACGCACUCACACAGGAGAGAAACCAUUUAAAUGUAUGGAGUGUGGAAAGAACUUCAGUCAGAGUGGAGACCUGAAUUCACAUCAUCGAAAUCACACAGGAGAGAAACCAUUUAAAUGCAUAGAGUGUGGAAAGAGCUUCAGUCAGAGUGGACACCUUAGAAUUCAUCAACGGACUCACACAGGAGAGAAACCAUUUAAAUGCAUGGAGUGUGGAAAGAGCUUCAGUCAGAGUGUACACCUUAGAAUUCAUCAACGGACUCACACAGGAGAGAAACCAUUUAAAUGCAUGGAGUGUGGAAAGAGCUUCAGUCACAGUGGAACACUUAGAAUUCAUCAACGGAGUCACAUAGGAGAGAAACAAUUUAAAUGUAUAGAGUGUGGAAAGAGCUUCAGUGACAGUGGAGCACUUAGAAUUUAUCAACGGAUUCACACAGGAGAGAAACCAUUUAAAUGCAUAGAGUGUGGAAAGAGCUUCAGUCAGAGUGGAGACCUUUGAAAGCAUCAACGGAUUCACACAGGAGAGAAACCAUUUAAAUGUAUGGAGUGUGGAAAGAGCUUCAGUCACAGUGGGUGCCUUAGAAUGCAUAAACGGAUUCACACAGGAGAGAAACCAUUUAAAUGCAUGGAGUGUGGAAAGAGCUUCACUAUUAGUGGACACCUUAGAACACAUCAACGGACUCACAUGGGGGAGAAGCCAUUUAAAUGCAUGGUGUGUGGAAAGAGCUUCAGUCACAGUGGAACACUUAGAAUUCAUCAACGGAUUCACACGGGAGAGAAACCAUUUAAAUGCAUAGUGUGUGGAAAGAGUUUCAGUCGGAGUGAACACCUUAGAAACCAUCAACGGAUUCACUCAGGAGAGAAACCGUUUAAAUGCAUGGAGUGUGGAAAGAGCUUCAUUCAGAGUGGACACCUUAGAAACCAUCAACGGAUUCACACAGGAGAGAAACCAUUUAAAUGCAUGGAGUGUGGAAGGAGCUUCAGUCGGAGUGGACACCUUAGAAACCAUCAACAGAUUCACUCAGGAGAGAAACCAUUUAAAUGCAUGGAGUGUGGAAAGAGCUUCAGUCAGAGUGGAAACCUUAGAAAGCAUCAACAGAUUCACUCAGGAGAGAAACCAUUUAAAUGCAUGGAGCGUGGAAAGAGCUUCAGACAGAGUGGAAACCUUAGAAACCAUCAACAGACCCACACUGGGGAAAAACCAUUUAAAUGCAUGGAGUGCGGAAAGAGCUUCACUGUCAGUGGAAAGCUUAGAAUUCAUCAACAAACUCAUACAGGGGAGAAGCCAUAUAAGUGCUAG